UGUGAUAUGGUGGGAGAAAUUUGCCGUUAUGCGAUAUAUUCCCAGGGCCGUAAAGAUUAUGGAGCAGUCGACGAUGGUCUUGAAAUUUCUGAAGAAAAAAAAUGAGUGGAACGAUCGAAAACCUUUCAAAGGAUCAUCGGAAAACUGCAGGAGCGUUCAUCAGACUUUGUCGUCGAGAAUCGCAUUGCUGUUUUUGGAAUAUCGAGGACACUAAUUCAGAUAAAAUGUGGGCGUUGUUGAUGGUACGCGUGGGGAGAUCAACGCCGCGAUGAUGCAGACUUUCGUUUCGAUCCUUUUCAAGAAAUAUACCAUCUAUACCUAUACAACGAGACGCAUACUUUCGGGAUUUACGUACGAAAAAAGUAAUUAAAAAGAGAACGAAAAAAUUGGUUUCAGAUAACAGCGUUCGAACAAUGAAUAAAUUGAAUAAUGUAUAUCAUCUCGCUGAGCGACCCGCAUCUCGUCUUUUCUCUUUUGAAAAAAAAUCGGAUAUAAGAUACAACUAUGUAGUCGAGAACAUCUGUCAUCUGGAUUUUAUUGAAGAGGAAAAAGAAUAAGGAGCACAUACAAGCAGGGAAGGAUCAAUAAAAUAGAUUCAGGAAAAAUAAAAAGAAGAAUCAUAAUUUGGGGGAUAUCUCGAUGGGGUCGCGACGUCCCACGGGAAUAUUUUUCGUCGCGUUUAUGAUAAGUCCGAUAAUCUUGGAGGAUUUUCAUAAUUCAAUAGCUGCAGAAGCUGCUGCUACUGCUUCUGGGCAGAAUACCCUGAAAAGUGAUCAAAAUAUCGGCACAGUUUUAUUUGAGAGAAGCGAUUGCGGUAAGCAUUGCUGGACGAGUGAAGAAUUCACUAUUUUAAACAGCCGACGAAUGUUCCAGGACAUUUUGCCAAAGAUCAAGGUGAUAAAUUCCGAAAACGAUCAGUACAUCGCUUUCCUCAUGGAUUAUUUUCACAUCUGUCUCGAGUGUGUGAGAAAAUUGUCGAUUGGUAAAACCAAGCAUUUGAUGUUGAAAGCUUUGGCAGAUACGAUGGGCGGUUAUCUUCAGGCUUAUGUUUUACCUCUUACGAGACGUUCUUACUACGCCGGUAAUAUUAAAUACAAAAAUGCCAAAAGGUUAUUCGAACUUUUUGACGAACUUAAAAAUUUUUUACACACAAACGGUAUGGGCUGGCUCAAAUCAAACGUCGAUAAAAAACACGUCAAAACGCCACCCAUCGUCAUUACACCACCACAAAAUUCACUCGCUUGUCAAGGACUCAUCAUUUACCCCGCGAAAACUCAUUCGAGCAACUCCGUGUUUGCGAAUAAAAAGAAAAGAUACAUCGCAAAUCGUAGAACGUCGAGGAAUUCGGGAGGUGGUGAAUUAGUUUCCGGUUCAGGGGCGGUUACGGUACCCUUGCCGUUUUUGGAUGACGAAUCUAAGCCGAACAGCAUCGCGAUGCCGUUCAAGGGUCAGAAUCUGCAGUCACUUUAUUCCGAAAAAUCAGCAUUUGCUAUCGUCAAAUAUUACGUGGCCAGCGUGAAGUGUAUCGUUUCGAAAUCAAAGACUAAAAUCGAACUCUUAAAAUUUAAUAAGGACUUGUUCGAAUGGCUUCGACUAUCGAUCGAUCCUCAUUUGGAGGACGAUAAAUGGUAUCCAGCAUUCGGUGGCGUACUGAGAGUGAUUUCCUCGCUAAGAGAAACAGGUCUUGGGGAUGGAGGAGACAAAGUUAGACACGGUGGGGAUUAUCAAAUGAUGCCCAAAAUUCACGGGACUACAAAGUCACCCGAAGAAAUUGGCGUCUCGCCGCUUUACAGCGGAAAAAUUCCAUCGGGAGGCGACAAUGGAAACGGCGUUACGUUUGGUACCACUGAAUUAAUAGUGAUCGCUCUGGCGGGUGCUCUAUUGGUCUGGUUAUUGGUCGGUUUAAUAUUGGUAUGCUAUAGAUUUUUGACAAGAAAUUCGGAGGAUUGUCAACCGUUCGAUUCUCCCGGCGAUACACCGGUGGCGGUUCUAUACGAAAAAGAGGAAUACUGCGUACCUGAAUGUCCGAGCCACAAUAGAAAGAAAAAUCCUAAAAAAGGUUUUGGAAUUCGAAUGAAGGAAUGGUGCGGAAGUAAAUUUGGACGUUGCGAAGGUGGUUGCGAUUAUGAAGACGAGGAGAAGUGUUUGGCAGCCAUAAAUUACACGAGCAAAGACACCAUCGACGUUACAGCUACAAACAGCAGAAAAUCAUGCAAUAAAAAAUGUUACAACUCCUCAAAAUCACCCUCUCAAUCUGCAACACCGAGAGGCGGUGGCUGCACCUCCCCCAGGUCUAAAACAGGUUACACGUCAGAUUCUACCAGCAAUUCGGAAAGUGGUGUGAGAGCUAAAUCACGAUAAUGUUAUCCAGCCGGAGAGAAUUGAAGAGCGAUUAAAGGACGUCGAAUAUAUUUCGAUGAUAAGCGUUAUCUGCAGCAUCACGAGAACUUGACUAUCUGGAACAUCCGGGAGAGAAAUAUAAUCCUCGAUUAACUUCUCCGAGGAUUAUUUUCCUACUUCUGGAUAAGGACUGUCAGAUUAUCUAUCCUCGGAUUAAUUUCCAGUUGAUCGAUGAACGUCCUCAAGGAGAUUGAAUAAAAAUGAUUAAAAAUAUGAGUACA
Athalia rosae (coleseed sawfly) is the source of this 2621-nucleotide messenger RNA. RefSeq lists its product as uncharacterized. NCBI's taxonomy places the organism in Eukaryota, Metazoa, Arthropoda, Insecta, Hymenoptera, Athaliidae. The record is from RefSeq and is a predicted model, not a curated record. The transcript has 14 exons. Bases 640 to 2361 code for a protein of 573 amino acids.